Haliotis rubra (blacklip abalone) is the source of this 908-nucleotide messenger RNA. RefSeq lists its product as uncharacterized. NCBI's taxonomy places the organism in Eukaryota, Metazoa, Mollusca, Gastropoda, Lepetellida, Haliotidae. The record is from RefSeq and is a predicted model, not a curated record. The transcript has 3 exons. The coding region runs from base 312 to 782 and encodes 156 amino acids.
CAUACCCAUGUCGUGGUCAAUUGUUGUAGUUUGUUGGGUAUUAAUUCCCCUAAGACUUUCGGUACAAAUUGCAAAACCACAUACGUCAUUUUACUGACAUACUGAAAUUACGGCAAUAUUAGGAAAGAAUUAAAUAUUUUGAAAAUGAAUACUGCAGUACACGUCUCGUUUUUCUUUAUAUUAUUGUCUAAAUAAGCGCUCAAAUGUACUUGAUAACUAGUUCACGUGUAAAGUUUUUAUGCACUGAUUAAAUAACUAAAUGUAAAUUGAUGGGAUUUUUCCCCAUUUGAUGUAUUCUGUUUACAUUGUAGAUGAUUACAGACACCCUAAAUUCAAGCAUCACACACAAGAGGACCAGGGAUGAGGUGGAAAAAAAAUGGAAGAACUUGAAGAGUUCAUCCAAGAAGACCUAUUCCAAGUUCAGGCAGCAAACCAUUGCCACUGGAGGCGGACCACCUCCAACUCCGGUCAGUCCGGUCACAGAUGCAGUUGUUGAGGCCAUUGGGAGGGACAACGUAAGUCUUACGGGUAUCUCAGACUCGUGUGAUUCCACUGCCCUGCAACUGCUUGAUGCCAUCACUUCAAGAGAAAGCCCAAUCAUGGUCAGUGACGAGGUCCAGGACAUGGUGAACGUUUACCACCUGCCAGAGAAGACAGCCUGUCAGUGCCAGCAUCAGCCUUCUGUGGACGCAUUACAGAAAGAAAAACUGGAAUUAGAGAUUGAAUGUUUGAAAUUGAAAAGAGAGUAUCUUAAGAGAAGAAUUAAUAAACUAGAAGAAUAGAUUGUACAGGCACUAAUGACAGUAUAGGGUAUAUACAUUGUAAUUAUUAGGGACCUUUCAAAAUUUAAUGGUGUGUGUGUGUGUGUGUGUGUGUGUGUGUGUGCGCGCGUCUGUGUGUGAUGAUGA